Messenger RNA from Physcomitrium patens, 2825 nucleotides. RefSeq lists its product as uncharacterized. The record is from RefSeq and is a predicted model, not a curated record. Gene Ontology annotation, molecular function: DNA-binding transcription factor activity. NCBI's taxonomy places the organism in Eukaryota, Viridiplantae, Streptophyta, Bryopsida, Funariales, Funariaceae.
UUGACCAUUGGUGUAGCUAGUGGUGAGAGGUGAUGGAAGGAUCGGAUCGCGAUUCAGAGGGUAGCAAAGGUGGAUCGGGGUUGAUUGCUGCUAGCCUCCAGCAAACGCCGCCACCGAUUGUUUCUGGAAAUGGUGGAGGAGGUUGCGGUGGAGUCCUCGGAUCAGUGGACAAGGUCAAGUUCACGGUGUCUGUGAGGGGGCACCAGUGGAGCUCGGCGCGACAUGUGAAUGAGACUCUGCAGGAAUUCGCCGCAACGAUACAGCGCAAUGCUCGGCGGCUUGAGUUCAUCGAGGAACAGGACACCAUCCAGCGUUUGCAAUUAUCGUACCUUGAUGGCUCAGAACCAGAGGAUCUCGACGUGGAUGCAACGCUCGGUGACGUAAUAAUUUGCAUGGGCAACAAACAACUUGUCGCCAUUGUAAAUCCCACCAAGGCUCCCCUCAGUGGCAAUGGAUGCCUUGAUGCCGAAAUUUCGGGAUCUGCGUCACCUAUGAGAUUACUUGGUGUGCAUCAGAAGCCCAAGAGUAAAUCCGACACUGCUAUAAACAACUACAACCUCCCUCCCACGUCCUGCUCUCCAGACUCAAACGGUAUUGGCACGGAGUCUCCACGAAUAGGCCCCAGGUUUAUGCACCUAGGUCAUUACAAGCCGCCCUACAGAAGUAACCAUUCGAAGCUUGCCACUGAACCUUCUACACAGGGAUUGAAGAUUGCUAUUCCCCCUGCUGAUCCCCCGUCUCUAUCGUUUCAAGAGGACAGAUUUUGCUCCUUCCAUGCAGAUUAUGCCACUGAGCGGCUGGCAGGAAGCUUGCCCCCAUUGGAAACUUCAAGAAUGAACUACAUUAAUGGCAAAGCCAUGAUGUGUGGGGGCAGAGACGGGCACGGGACCUCCACGCAUUUCUCUCCCAAUCCCACUCCAAGUCCUGCUGAGCUUGCACAGAUGCUUGUUAGGAGCUCAUCUCAUCCCCACCCACGAAUGCAGCAGCAACACGCUGGCUAUGGGGGCGGUGCUAUGCCUACCAUACCAGGAGUAGUGCAAUGCAACCGAUCUGCAACGUCCACUCCAAAUGCUAACGGAGGCUUUCAAUCGUUUGCAUCCGCGAUGCACAGUCGAUUGCCAAUGAUGCCCAACAACAACGUCAACAUGCAUUGUCCACAUGGUGCCACAACCAACAUUGCCUUGCUGGCCCAGUUUUUGGCGUCGCAGCUUAGGGCGUUUGUACCUGCAGAGGAGGCAGCGCAUCCAGCAGUAGAUGUGACGAAUUUUUCCCCGAGCAGAGAAAACAAGUAUUGCUCUCAGCUUAAAAAUGCGAAUCCUCGCAUUAGCAUACCUCCACCUAAAGUAUGCAAUGGCCCAACAGCAGAGAAGGAGAAUUAUCCUGAAGCCUUAGGAACCAUUGUUGAGAAUGGGUCACCGAAAGAUUUCACUGGAAUUGUGAAAUUACCUGUCAGUGGGUCGCAUGAUAAGGAUGAAUCGUCGUCAUCAGCGAAUGUGAACACCACAGUAGCACCUUCUAGUGAUGGUGUUGAUAGCGAGCAUCCAAACGGCCAUUCAGAUUUAGUAUUCUUGGUGAACAGAAGGAGCAAGAGGGGAGUCGGAACACAUCAUUUAAAAUUGUCGGAUUUGUCCACAUACUUUCAUCUCAGCGUUGUCGAGGCUGCCAAAAAGCUUGGAGUUUCCCAAACAACAUUGAAGAAAGCAUGUAGAAAGUUUGGUCUGAAGCGUUGGCCUGGCCGCAAGGUGAGGAGCUUAGAGAGCACAAUCCACGGGCUAGAGCACACAAUUGCUGUGGGCCAAGGGGCUGGUUUGGAGGAGUUAACUGAAGCAUAUAUGCGAUCGGAAGUUUCCAAAUUGCAACAAGAGAUGAACCAACUAGUGCACGGGACUCCUGCCCAGCAUUCUCCGGCGGUGAGAACCGCGGAUUUGUACAAGCGCCUAUAUUCGCGAGGGUGGCGUUCAAAAUACCACAACUCAAGUCGACACGACCUUGAUCUCAGCAACACUAUCCACGAGAAUCGGCCCUCUGAACUGGUGCAAUCGGCUAAAAAAGCAACUGAGACGAUGACUAAGAUCGUAAACUCAGCGUGCAAGGUUUUGGAGGGCGGUCAAGCAAACAAAUCGCGGGCAGAAAGGCUUGUCCUGUGCGAAGACUCACUUAACCAGCAGAACCAAACGACAUGCGUCUCUGCAGUUAAGGAGCUUGAUAAUGGGGAUCAAUUAAGAGAGUCAAGGAAGGAGACCGCAUUCGAGGAACCCAGCACUCCAGUUAAUGUGCCAGUUCACAAUGGUGCCGGUGUCAACUGCGCCAACGACAAUGCAGAGAAAUCAUGUCCCGAGAAAGUGAUCCCUAAGGAGAAAGAGAUCAUAUUUCCAGAGAGAAGUCCCAAAAGGCCCAAAAGAGAGUGCAGAACUGCUGCGGAAGGUGCAGUGCGACAGGGCUUACGAUCCAGCACUUGUGCAAUGUAGACUUGCAGCCAAUGCAAGAUGGCAUGUUCCAGCAAUUCAAUUUAUCGCAUUGCUUGAGAUUGCAGUCUCUUUCCCAAGUCGAUGAGCCACGGUUCAAGAGAUCAGAACUACUAAACUCUGUUUUCACGAUAACAUGCAACAGACACUUGUGAAUGUCUCUUUCGGCUGUUUCUCCUGGUAGAAGUCACUGAAACUAAGACAUUUGGAGCAUGCAUGAUUGGUAGUUUCACCACUGGAACGCCUCUCUUCGCCGACGAACACUAAUGUGUUCAAGUUGUAUUCUCACUCUCAGUUGUUUCAACUGAUGACGAACCCUGUAAACGCUUUACUAAUGUCGACAUGGUUGAAGUUUCCCAA